Sinocyclocheilus rhinocerous is the source of this 2636-nucleotide messenger RNA. RefSeq names its product gamma-aminobutyric acid receptor subunit pi-like. The record is from RefSeq and is a predicted model, not a curated record. Gene Ontology annotation, molecular function: extracellular ligand-gated monoatomic ion channel activity; transmembrane signaling receptor activity. Lineage: Eukaryota; Metazoa; Chordata; Actinopteri; Cypriniformes; Cyprinidae. The transcript is spliced from 10 exons. Bases 250 to 1593 code for a protein of 447 amino acids. Gene Ontology annotation, biological process: monoatomic ion transmembrane transport. Gene Ontology annotation, cellular component: membrane.
CACAGCGCAGAAUGUGUCUGGGAUGCAACCAGUAGUUUAGAGGGACUGCUUUGAAGUAGUUGCGCAUCACUGACGGACUCCAGCGCCUUGAAAACCGCUGAAAGUCACGUUUUUUCCAUUCAAAGAACUAAAUGGCUCGGACGUACAAACGAUACAACAUAUGUAGAUGAGUGAUUCGAUAUUCUAAGCGUUUGGGAAAUGCAAACGAUUGCCCGGCUGUAAAUUCAGACGCGAAACGCUCAAGCAGCCAUGCAUUUGUGCAGCUCUGUGGGUUCUUUGCUCCUCCUCCUUUUCAUCAGCAGGAGCAUGGAUGGCUCUGUCGCCAGCACAGAGGAGAUCUUGCCUCCCACCAUUCAGAAACUGAUGAAGGGAUACAACAAGUACCUUAGGCCAUUCUUUGGCAAUGGGCCUGUUACUGUAGGAAUGAGUCUGGAUAUCGCCAGCAUAGACACCAUAUCAGAAAUCAACAUGGAUUACACAGCCACCAUCUUUCUUCGCCAGCGCUGGACAGAUGAACGCUUGUGUUUUGAUGGCAAUAAGAGCUUGAGUCUGGAUGGGAGAUUGGUAGAGCUCCUUUGGGUCCCUGAUACAUUCAUUGUGGAUUCCAAGAAAUCCUUCCUGCAUGACAUCACUGUCGAAAACAGACUGAUCCGGAUAUUCCCCAACGGAACUGUGCUAUAUGCCCUGAGAAUUACUACAACGGUGGCCUGCAGUAUGGAUCUAACUAAAUAUCCCAUGGACAGACAGACGUGCACCCUUCAACUUGAAAGCUGGGGAUAUAAUGUGAAAGAUGUGGUUUUCCAUUGGACACGGGGAAACCAGUCAGUUAGUGGUCUUGAUCAUUUACAGCUGGCUCAGUACACCCUUGAGGAUCACUACACCUCUGAAUCUGAAGCCGUUUAUGAGACUGGUAAUUACCCAAAGUUGAUCUUCCACUUCAAACUCAAGCGGAGCAUCUUAUAUUUCAUUCUGGAGACGUACGUUCCUUCCAGUGCUCUGGUGGUCCUGUCAUGGGUCUCAUUCUGGAUCAGUCAAUCUUCAGUACCUGCUCGCAUCUGCAUAGGAGUGACCACAGUCUUAACUAUGACCACCCUUAUGAUGGGAGCCCGCACCUCUCUACCCAAUGCCAAUUGCUUCAUCAAAGCUAUCGAUGUGUAUCUGGGCAUCUGCUUCAGCUUCAUCUUUGGCGCUCUGAUUGAAUACGCAGUCGCUCAUUUCUGCACAUUACACCAGCCAAACGCUGCCAAUGCAUAUAUGGAUGGCCAGGAAAUGCAGGAGCGCGAGGAUGAGAUGAACGGCAUCGUCACUUCCAUCGGCAGCCGCGCUUUGCGGGCCCGUAAACGGGAGGAGAUGCUGUCCCGGAUGGGCAGCACCAGCAACCCCACCCCCAGUGAAAGUAAGGAGGACAUCAACUCCUCGCAGCCACAGACCCGCUGCACCAAAUGCAUGUCGACGGCACGCCAAAUCGUGCGCUGUCUGAACUGCUGCAAAGUGGAAAACCCGCACUACAUCGACAACUACUCAAGGCUGACCUUCCCCCUCUCCUUCAUCUUCAUCAACCUCCUCUACUGGACAUACUACUUGUACUUCUAAAGCUCCUGUUGUCUGUGUGUGUGUUGAGAGUCAAUAGUGAUGUAUGUGUGUCCCUUUUUGUGUCACAGUUUACCUAGGGGUUUUUACUCUUACAUGUCAGCAUGCAUUUAAGUUCAACUUGAGUAUGACUAACUUGAGUUCAUGUCACCCAAGUAUGCGUCAUUCCUUGAGGUACGCAGGAUCUGAGUGAGUUUGGACUACACAGAUAUAUGCAGAUUUGUACCAUGUCUACAUCUCUGUGUCAGAAAUAUGUGGCCUUCAUUUUCCGAUAGAGCUUUAGAUUCACUCAAAUCCACAACAAAAUCGGCCUAGCUGUAAAUUGCGAUAUGAAUUUAUGAUAUCUGUACAACUAUUUAAAAUUGACAUGAAUGUUAGUAUAAUUACUUGUCUUUUAGCACAAAAAAGCAUGAUUUAUAAAUCACUGUUGACACACGCAACAAAACAUAAGCAAUUCAUGAAAGCGAAAGUUGGAAAAAAAUAAUAAGAAUGGUUUAAUUUAUUAAUUGAACUUCAGAAUCGUUUCAGCAUGUUUGACAGCUAUAGUAAUAAUAACCGGACCAAAGAUUUAAUGUGUAUCUAAUGUUCAUAAUUACAAUCUGAAUUCAUAUGAGCGCAAGUUAUGCAUUGUUUUUGGGGCAUAUACUGUAUGUAUUUGCAAAUUCAGCAGUCAUAUGUCUUGUUAUCAGCUGCCAAACAAGAAUCAAGCUGUUUUGACUCAUUUUCUCCUGGUGAUUUAUCUGUGUGAGUUGUAUGGGUAUAUUCUCUUAGGGAUAGAAGCUCUGAUUAUGAAUGAUUCUGUAUUAUUUGCAUGAUCAUUUAUUUAUUCUGCUGUAUAUUGUUGUAUUUGUUCAUUUAUUUUUUUGGUAAUGAAAUGCUUUUAUCUGAUCUAAAGCUCUUUGACCUAGUUAAAGUUGGGCCAUUAAAGGAAUAGUUGACCCAAAAAUGAAAAUAUGCUGAACAUUUUCUCAUCCCCAGGCGAUAUAAGAUGUAGAUGAGUUUGUUUCUUCACUGGAACAGAUUUGGAGAAAUUUAGCAUUGCAUCA